UUUUUUUUAUACUUUCUUUUCUUGUUCACCCCUACCCAUCAUCCUUCAUAUUCCUUCUCAAUCCUUUGUUUAAAUCUUCUCUUAUACUGUCCUUCUUCCUCCCUCCAUCCGUCCUUUUUGAAAUAUCCUCGGCUUCACUGUUGCUUGUUUGCUUCCAACCAUGGGUCAAAGUAACUCCACGCCUUCGCGGACCAGCAGGCGCUCCCGCUCCCGUUCCUUGCCCCAAAGACAGCAACACUUACAGGAGCACCAUGCUUACACUCACUCGGCUACUCCCACACAAUCUACUAUUCCUCGUGCUAAUCGUGCUAUGACUCUACCUCAGUCUCAUGUCAAUACCAGUUCACAUGUAACUCCAACUAGAAACAAUCGUAAUUGUAGUAGCAAUAGUCGCCAUAAUUGUAAUAACAAUAACAACAGCAACGAUAAUAGUAAUUACAGCAAUGACGGCGACCCAUCCCUUUCACAUCAGAACAUUCAAAAUCACAUGCCCCAGUCAUUGUCUCGAUCUCAUUCGUCACAACUACAACAGCAGACACACCAAGCACAACAGAACCAGAAUCCUAUGCAACCUUCACAACCCACCCACCCACUUCCUGCUGGCUCUUCAGGGACUUCAGCUACAGCAAUAACGCCCGCACGAGUUGUGCGCUCAACCACCCGUCGACGGCGACUACUGGCAGCCUUCUAUCCCUUGCUCUCUCGAAACAGAAACAGCAGAACCCCUAAUGGCAAUGACAGCAAUAAUGAGAAUAGUAGUAGCAGUAACAGCAACAACAACAACAACAACAACAACAAUAGUAGCAGCAGCAGGGGUAAUAAUGACAAUCACAAUAGAGGCAAUAAUAGUGCUGGCCAUAGUAUCAACAAUGAUAGGCGUAAUCCUGGCAUCAAUAACGUCAACAGUAGCAAUGGAGGCGCUAAUGGCAGUUUUACCAACAUUAGAACAACUCAAGAUAACAGAACUGACACUCCUGGUGGUAGCAGCGUUGCCAACAACCGCCGACCUGCAGAGCCACGCACAGCCCAGUCCACUUCUCGCCAUCGUCAGUCAGAUCGUACGAGCCACACCCAUUCGCCUCGACCAGCACAGACUCGUUCACAGACUCUCCAGGCCGUGUCUGGUACCCGUACACCCCGUGGUGUCUCUCGGGUGCGCCGGUACGACGAACAGUCCAUUAGGAGUUUCCGCUCCUCAUCUAGUCGAUCGUCCAGUCUCCUUGCACUCUCUCCCUCCUCAACAACAACAGCCGCCUCUUUGCAUCCGCAUGUCUUUCUGCAUCACACUCAUCGUCCUUCCUCGGAGCCUAUGGAGGUUGACCUCGAACCAACAGCCGUUUCAUACGCUCAGGCUGAGGUCGACUCUGGGCCAAGAGAAAAUCACCGGUCAUCUGACUUGGAAACUAUGCCACACAAUGGAGCCACCUCCGUCUCGGGCUCCUCCGGCGUCAUGGACAUGGGAUAUCCUUCUAGAUUAGAUACCAGCCUGUUCGUCGCUCGGUCAAAUCCUCGAGUAGGCACAUCCAUUUCCUCAAGUCUGCUCCCAAUACGACCUGACUCUGAAGAUGAGGACGAUGAUGGCUUUUUCUCCAGUGAUGCUCAUAGCCAACGUUGGAGGACAAUGGAAUAUGAGCAGGCUCACAACUAUGGACAGUUGAACACGUCGAGCGACACUGCCAGUUUACCAACACGCUAUCGCCUCGACAUUGCUGAUCAUGGGCUUGAAACAAAUGAACCGACAGUUACAGCAACAAAUGUGGGUUCAAUUAGUCAUAGAGAGAGACGACCACGCGCAUCACGUCCUAGUCGAUAUCCACCACCAGAAAUGGUCGCGGACCUGAUUCAACAUCAAAUUGUACAAGGAAUAGCUGAAGCAGCAGCAACAACAGCAGCAGCCGGAGAAAAUACGAGGACUUUAUCACCUCAGAGCCCCAAUGAUAUGCUUAAUACUGAUGCUACUGCAGAGUUGAUUCCAUCAUCCUCUCCUCCUACUGCCACGAUGACUAGUAACAAUAACAACAGCAACAGCAAUAACACCCCCGACGCAAGUCUUGAAGAAGCAGCCCCGAUUACAGAACGUAAUGAGAAUAACCUUCGUGCGGAUAUAACUUUGGGUGAUGAUGAUUCGUUUGCUCAUCGCAACUCAAGGGUCCACCGAAGACGACUUCGAUCCUCAAGUCUUCGAGGAUUACUUGGAUUUCCACCUGCAGGCAGCUCUGGAAAUAGCGAACGUGUGGUUGGUACGGGAUUAGAUCGAGGGUUUACACCUGUGCAUCGUGAGCGAGCAGGAACUGGACGGUCUCUAGGUUCAGCAGGCUCUUCGGGAUCGUUAGAGACAUUGGACCAACGACGGCUUGUAGAGAGCCAGAUUCCGUUCUUUGCGCGUCUCCUAGCGGAAAUUGGGCGCAGUUUACGGGGACAGCAGGGCCAAGGUGAUGAUGGCGACCGUACUACGACAGAUGGCAGUAGUGCACUUGACGGAUCUGAUGGUAUGGCCACAGCAGCAACAUCUGCAGGAGCCACGUUUACUGUGCAGGCGACAAUCAGAGAGAGGUCUACACUAUCCGAGGCUAUGGGUAUGUCACCUUUAACAAAUGCUGAAGGCUCGGUCGGUCAGACAACAAAUCCAGUUCGAGCAAGACAGGGGGCGACAGUUCGUUUCAUUCAAAUCGGUGGAAGUGGAGGGCUCGCUGCGUUCGGACAGAGACGACCGCGAAGCGAGUCUGUCACCUUAGGACAGGGUCAGGAACAGAGACAGGGUCAGGAACAGGAACAAGAACAGAGACAGGGGCAGGGGGAGGAGCAGGAGCAGGAACAAGGACAGGGACAUGGACAUGGACAGGGGCAGAGGUCGGGAUUAGGAAUAGGAUUUGGUCUGGGAUCAAGAUCAAGGUCCGGGUCAUCACGUAGUGAACCAUCAGAACCGUCUAUGAGGGGCAGACGGGACGAGUUCACAGAGGCGAUCCUUAUGUUUUUGAACGACCCAGCCUCAGGAGCUGGAUCAGACAAUGAGUCACCGGAAAGUCCAACAACAGAAGGCAGUAAUAGUAAUGCGCCAAGAACGCGAUCUCGAAGAUCGCCUUGGGUUGUUUUUACACUUUCAGGAGCCUAUCUCAGCAGCCUGCUGGCAGGCGGUAUGGAUGUUAACGAUAGUGAAGGUCUAAGCUACGAUGACUUGUGGAUGCUGUCCAACUUGAUAGGGCCAGCACGACCAGUCACAACGACACAAGAGGCUAUUGAUGAUGCAGGGUUCCAUGUGGGUCAAUUUGAGAAUGCAGCACAAGGAAUGCGAGGGUUUGAGAUGCUUGGCGAUGGAUCCAAAUGUUUAGUAUGCAUGAGUGAUUAUGAAGAAGGAGAAGAGCUGCGUGCAUUACGUUGUAAACAUGGCUUCCAUCAAGCAUGUAUUGACAAGUGGCUAACUACGGGUGCCAACAAGUGUCCUGUGUGCCGUGCAGCGGCUGUUGAGCCUUCAACCACGAACACCCCCGUAGCAACAGCAGCAACUAGUGCAGGACAUGACUCAGUUUUUGAAUGAAGACAAUAAUCAUUUUG
Molecule: messenger RNA, 3552 nt
Organism: Lobosporangium transversale
Lineage: Eukaryota; Fungi; Mortierellomycota; Mortierellomycetes; Mortierellales; Mortierellaceae
Exons: 3
Coding region: 161-3535 (1124 amino acids)
Source: RefSeq, a predicted model, not a curated record